Molecule: messenger RNA, 2494 nt
Organism: Carica papaya (papaya)
Lineage: Eukaryota; Viridiplantae; Streptophyta; Magnoliopsida; Brassicales; Caricaceae
Gene: NUP1
Product: nuclear pore complex protein
Biological process (GO): poly(A)+ mRNA export from nucleus; nuclear membrane organization
Cellular component (GO): nuclear envelope
Source: RefSeq, a predicted model, not a curated record
GAUUCUUAUUAUUCUGCUUUCUGUACCAUACCAUUAAAAACCCUAAUUAGUCCCGUUAUUCGUUUUCUUUCGCUCUAAAGUUUUUCUCUCUACGAACUUCCUAAGCCCUAGCUUCCGUUCCCUCUCUCCUCCAUCAUUUCUCUUUCAUGGCAACGGCGCGAGAAGAGGCCAAUCCGUAUGACGGUGGAUUGGGGGCCGGGGGAAAGUUUCGGAAGCGGCCGUUUCGAAGGGGGCAAUCGACGCCAUACGAUCGGCCGCCGACUGGCCUAAGAAACCCUAGCAAUAGCAAUCGCAAUAAUGGCUGGUUAUCGAAAUUGAUGGAUCCGGCGCAGAGGCUCAUAACUUCAAGCGCUCACAGGUUAUUCGCUUCUGUUUUCCGGAAACAGCUACCUCCUCCUCCUCCUCCGCAGCCACCAGAGACAGAGGCAAAUGCAAAAAUGACGGCUGAAGACCAUCAACAAGAUUCUCCUCCUGCGCAGAAUCCAUCCAUCAUUAAGGAAGGAGAUAGCAAUGUGUGUGAUAAUCCAUGUAAUAGUUCUGAUGGAGAUGGAUUUAUUGAACUGGAACAAAUAUUAAGGCAGAAGACUUUUACAAGAUCUGAGAUUAAUCGACUAACCAGUUUACUGCAUUCAAGAACUAUUGAUGCAUCUUAUGGAAAUGAGGAGAAGAUAUCAGAAGUGAUCCCGUUAAAGUCUUUGGCAUCUAAAGAAAGAAAGGAAGAGUUACCUAACACACCUAUUCGGGAAAAUGGGACACAGGGACACCUUAUAUCUACACCUUUUAUCAGUUCAAGUGUUCUUGAUGAGGAUAUUGCUUCACCUGCAGAGCUUGCAAAAGCUUACAUGGGCAGUAGGCCUUCAAAAGUAUCGCCUUCAAUGGCAGGUAUAAGCAGUCAAAGUGAAGCUUCAAAUAUGUUCGGUAAUAGAAUUCCACCAAAAACACCAAUUAUGUCACUUGUGCCAAGGUCGUCUAGUCGUGUUCAGGUUUCUGAAAAUGGUUUUACUACUCCAAGAUACAGAGGCAGAUCUGCUCUAUACAAUAUGGCUAGAACACCAUAUUCCAGGGAUGGCUUAACUGCUACUACUAGGGGUGCUAGGCCCACAGGUGAAGUUUUUGGUAGGCUGUCAUCAUCAUCUCAAAGUACAUGGGAGAAAAACAGAGUUUCAGGAUCAAAACAAGGGACUCUAAAACGUGGGAGUUCAGUCUUAGAAAAUGACAUAGGCUCUGUAGGCCCUAUUCGUAGGAUUCGUCAGAAAGCUGGCCUUCUUUCUCCUAAGCACUUGAGUUUAGCUGUCUCUGGACGUCCACCUUCUGUUGAUGCAAUUGGAAUUGAUUUCAAUGCUGAGCAUAAUUCAUUAUCCACAAAGAAGCUGCUUACAGCAGAUCAUUGUUUUGCAAAAACAUCUGCAGACAAUGCAGAAAGCAGCAUUCGUAGUACAAGUUUGACUCCUGUUCCCUCCAAGUCCAGCGAGAUGGCUGCCAAAAUAUUACAGCAACUUGAUAAAUUGGUCUCAUCAAAGGAUAAAUCACCUUCUAAGUUGUCACCAUCCAUGCUACGUGGACCAGCUCUUAGAAGCCUGGAGAAUGUUGAUUCUUCUAAGUUUCUGGUGAAUCUACAGGAUGAUAUGAAGUCAAGUGCUCCACUAGAUAUUUUGCCCCCUAAUACCUGGGAAUUGACUUCCCAAAAGCAGGAUGUCAUUGAAGAAAAUGCCCGGGAAAAUUUCUCUAUUUCCAAUAAUAAGUCUGGCUCGGUUGUGAAUGGUGCAGUUAUUACAGGUUUCACAAAAGCUGUUGUGCCUAGUGCAACAGCUACAGGUUCACCAGGUGUGAACUCUUGUAUGGACCCCCCUUCACAAAGUAAAAGAGCCUUUCGGAUGAGUGCACAUGAGGAUUAUGUGGAGCUAGAUGAUGACGAGUAUUCUAAUAAAGCUGUAUCAGCUCCCCUUGCUGUAUCUCCUCUGUCUGAAAUCAAGCCUCUAGCAAGUUCUACUUUUAAUAAUAAAGUUGAGAAUGAAGCUUCUGAUCAGAAUUUGAAUGCUGGAAGGAGCACUGAGAUUGUCUCGUUGCCUGCAUCAGGUGGCAUUGCUGUUCAGCAAUCUGUGGUAGUCACUGAAUCCCCCCCAAUUGGUACUCCUACUUCUGAAAAGGAAUCUAGUGCUGCUCCUGCUAUAUCUAGCUUUGGGGAGAAAAUUCCUCUAUUUGGGGAUCUAAAAGUUGGUUCUUCCACAUUUAUUUUGGCUCAAAAAAUGUUGAUGAGGCUCAACAGUUUACUAAUGCCCCUGCAUCUUCAGCUGCUAGUGAAUCUUUGGGUGCAAAAUUUGGUGUUUCGUCAGAUUCAAACCCAGCAAAACCAAGCAGCAUUUUAGCUGAUUCCUUGACUAGAGCAUCUGAAUCAAACAAGAGUGUUGAUAAUGAUGUUUCGAAAGAAGGAUUGUCUUCUGCUGCUGCAUCCUCAGCAAUAACUGGGGGUAUAUUUCCCUUUGGUACUGCUACC